AUGUCUAAGAAUGCGGCGCGUACAAGCAGCAAGACAAAUCCACGAAAUGAAAUUCGAAAAACGACUAAAUCGCCGGCUGGCAGUGGAACAGGCGCCACCAUUAAGGAUAGAAAACCAUUGGUCAAGCAGCCAGACAGCGUGGAAGGCGACAGAGCACUAAAGAAACCCACAAAGACGGUGAUAACGGCAGCAACCACGAUCAGAAAACCCGCAGCGCCAGCGAAUGCGAGCAAACCGAAAGAGCGGGUUGCGCCACAGCCCACCAAGCGGACGACCCCCUCGCCUAGUACACUGCGUGCCGUCAAACAGAAGCCGCAGACCGUGAAACAGCAGCCCCUGGUUGUCAAAUCCAAGCCCAAGGCCAAGCCAAAUGCCGUGCUGGACACAUACCACAGCGUGACGGUGGCAUCGCCUCCACAGAAGCGUCGAUUGCAGCCAAAAACCGCAGCAGAGACAUCCCCGGAGCCGGAAAGAGCGCCGCCACAGCCCAGGACACGCACCCUGACGCGCACGCUGGACCCCGAGGAGGUGAAGGUGCUCAAGCGGGAGUCGGCCAAGCAGAGGAGCGAAAUCGAUGUGGAGGCGCUGCCAGUGAAGCAGCCUGUGGCCUUUGAGGUGAAGUUUGAGGAACCAAAGACGGGGACAGACAGUGCAUCGGACAACUACUCGGAGGAUGACUUUGAGUCGUAUGAAUCAGACUUUGAGACUGGCUCCAGCACGCCCGAGGAGGAAGCGGACGAGGACGAAGAUGAUGAGGAGGAGGAGGCAGAGCAGCCAAUGGCCGAGCCAGAGCCAGAAAUAGUCGAAGAGGAGGAGGAGGAGGAAGACGAGGACUCUGAACCCACGCAGAACCCAAUCACAGUGAUACAUCGGGACAGGGGGGAGCAGGGGCAGGAACGCAAGUUGGACUCGGGCCACUACGACAUGAACAUGCGCCGCCAUCCGCUGCUGGCCGAGCUCAGCUCACAGUCCACGCAGCAUCAAUGCGACAGCUUCGACACCAAUUCGAUGGCCAACUCGGAGCAGCUGGACUCUGGCAUAAGCACCACGGACCAGGAGAAACUCCAAAGCGUGGAGUCAGAGUCCAACGUGUACUACGGGGGAUAUGCCAACUUUGUGUCCCGUCCCGUGGAGAGUCGACGCGGCAGGGAGCUGAUGCGGAAGCUGCGCUUUGACCAGCUCACCUAUCGUCUGUUUGAGAUGCAACCGCUGAGCUACGAGGGCUACAUGCAGAGCUACGGUAAGCUGAACACCAGCCAGUCGGCCACCCAGACGCAGUCCCCGUACAUGGACACCGAAUGCCAGACGCUGGAGCUGCACACUCGCAGCAGUUGGACGCAGCAUCCGCCACACUACGGCGGGCAGUUGGUGCUCAGCUGCAGCGGAGAUGCCGAAGCGGAAGAAUCGCUGACACGACCCACAGAUGCCUACGAGACGAGCCUGUUCCGCCUCGAGCAGCUGCAUCGCGUGGAGCAGCAGCGAGCGCAGCAGCAACAACGCCAGCGCCUGGCCAAACCCACGGACCUUGAGCGUCUCGGUGCGUUCCUGCAUAAGGCCGCGCGACUGCUGGGGAAAGUUCUGGCUGACAGCACCCAACGACGACCCAACAGCCCGCGCCAGCUGCCCCUGCAGACGGGCCUGCUGAAUGCUCUGCCUGUGCGCCGCAUCUUCGGGGGUUCUGCCAGCGGACAGCUGGUGGUCACGGUGCACGAGUGCCCGCCACAGAGCAACGUGUAUAGCGAGGACUUUGCCAACUUGCUGAUGGUCUGGUCGCUCAACCAUCCCGCCAAGCCGCUGCGCCUGCUGUCCACCUGGGCGGAGGUUUGCCGCGUGGCCUUCUGCAGCGAGGCGCCAGACAUCAUUGUGGCGGGCCUGCGGGAUGGCAGCGCGGCCAUGUGGGAUCUGCGCGAGACCUACAGCUACUGCUCGAAGUUGGACGGGCACUUGACGCACUUUGCGGCCACCCAAUCGGUGGUGCCAUCGCUGAAGGGGCAGGCCAAUGCCUUGGAUCUGGGUGCCAUGGUGGAUGUGCGCAGCUUUCGCAGCCAGCAGAAGGCGGGGGCAGCUGCAGCCACACACAAGGAUGUACAGUACGCCUCGCUGAAUGAUUCUGGCUUGCUGACCAUGUGGACGCUGGUGGAAGGCUCCAACGUCUCUGCCUCGACCUCUACCUCCGGCAGCAAUGAGUACACCUCCCCGUGGGCCCGAGUGAAGCUGCUGCAGAGCGCCAGCUGUGAUCUGCGUGACUAUGUGGAGCGGCGGCUGCUGCGAAGCAAUCAAAGUGCCUACGAGAAAACCAAAUCCCUGUUCCAGGGCAACAUCUACAGCGACGAUCUGCUGCGAGAGCUGAACGAGACGCAAACGCUGAGCACGGCGCUGCAGGGGCAGGGCUUGCAGGGGCUGCGCUUCACCAGCAUCGACACCGGCAGCGAUCUCAUCUACGUGUGCAGCAAUCGGAAUUUCGUGCUCUGCUGCACGCGCAGCCUCAAGCCGGAACGCUUCAGUCGUAUCGCGGUCAAUGAGAGUCGCUUCCUCUUCCCCACCGCGCUCUGUGUGCUCUCCAAUGAGAGCUUCGUGGCGGUGGGUCUGUCCAACGGCUCUGUGAUGAUUCUCAACUGCAAUCAACGGCAGCAGCAGCAGCGGCAGGGACACAAGAGGCCACCCACGGGGCUGCCAACAGCGACCGCUGAUCCACUCGGAUCGGAAGUGGGCAAAUCCUGUGCCAUUCAGAACAUUAUCCUCAACGAGCGACGCUCCUUUGAGCAGCAAAUGGAUACGCAGGAGUCCAGCAAUUACGAUCUAAGGCCCAACACGGCCCUGGAGCUGUUACGGCAGCCACGGCGCUCCUACGAGAUGCGCAUCUUUGACCAGCAGCUCCUGCUCAGCGGCAGUGGACUGCGUCAGCAUCUCGUUCAGUCUCUGGUGCUCUCCCACGAUGGUUGGCGUCUCUCCGCCCUGGCCAAUGGCGCUGUGCGCACCUACGACUUUUACUUGGACAAGGAACUCCCACAGACAGGGGAAAGUGGAACCAAAAUCAUGGACAUGGCCGCCAGCAAUGAGCAGCAUUUACUGAUCCUCGACAGUGCGGGACAGGUGCAAAUGCACUCACUCGAUUCCUCCUAGUUUGUUGAUUGUUUUUGAAUCUAUUUAAUUAUGUGACUACUUUUAUGCGUUAGUUCAGAGAGCAGUUUUUUGAGAGCAAAUAAAGUGUUUAAUGCAACUAAA
Molecule: messenger RNA, 3225 nt
Organism: Drosophila guanche
Lineage: Eukaryota; Metazoa; Arthropoda; Insecta; Diptera; Drosophilidae
Exons: 3
Coding region: 1-3123 (1040 amino acids)
Biological process (GO): intraciliary transport
Cellular component (GO): cytoplasmic dynein complex
Molecular function (GO): dynein heavy chain binding; dynein light chain binding
Source: RefSeq, a predicted model, not a curated record